AUGUGUUGUUUAAAUAUUCUUAAUUCUUCAUGUUCUACUGCUAAAUAUUCUGAUUUUUUAAAAGAAUAUUCAACAAAGAAUGGUUACAAUAACAAAAAAAUAUUUAGCAAAAGUUUGAUUAUAAAAAUGUUUGAUUAUUUAAGCAAUCAUAAUUUUCCUCCAAAACCUGCUACUAGAUUAUCUAAUUUUCUAAAAGAACAUCCACCAAAGAAUAGUUAUAAGGAUAACAGUCAAU
Cetraspora pellucida is the source of this 235-nucleotide messenger RNA. The record is from the annotation of a GenBank genome assembly. NCBI's taxonomy places the organism in Eukaryota, Fungi, Glomeromycota, Glomeromycetes, Diversisporales, Gigasporaceae.